This is a messenger RNA of Leptonychotes weddellii (Weddell seal), 3593 nucleotides long. The record is from RefSeq and is a predicted model, not a curated record. NCBI's taxonomy places the organism in Eukaryota, Metazoa, Chordata, Mammalia, Carnivora, Phocidae.
UCAUGAUCCUGGGAUCCUGGGGUCCUGGGAUCGAGCCCCGUGGGGAGUCUGCUUCUCCCUCUGCUCCCCCUCCAGUCAGUUGUUGGCUGGCAGAUGACACCGGCAUGUGCCCACAAGGUGUGCUGAGCAGGUACCCUGCCGUUGGGGCUGCAUGGACGGUGCCAGGCUGGAGGGUUCUUACUCCAUCUGCUCUCAGCGCCCCGGAGCCUUGGACCCAGAUGAUAAAUUCCUUUCCAUUCCCUGAGUUCUGCAGAAAGAAGCACGUUCAUUUCUCAGGGUUGCCUUUCGCUGUUUGUUUUCGGCUUUCCUUGAUCUGCAACAGGUGAUUUCACCUGGAUGGGAAGAGUGUUGGACAGGGCGCUUUGCCCCGCCCCCCCGGGCCCCCAGGCGGGUGCUUGAAAGCAGGCCCUGUUACCCCAGGGAUUUGCUGUCACCUGCUUGUUAGCAACUUCUUUUAUCUGGUGUUCUGAGAGGUGGUCUCUUGCUGUGCAUCAGACGGAGGAGUCCAGAGUUCUGUCCUGUCUUUUGUAAGUAGCAGCAUGCUGGCAAGAUUGUCACUUAGGAUAAGUGCCUAUACAUCCAUGGAAAUGGCAGCAUGAGGUGGUGUGCCUCCGAAUACUUGUCUUUCCAGAACAGUCCGUGGCAGUGCUGGCCCCAGGUCAUGUGCAGGGCGGCUCCUGGCAGGACCAGACUGGGAUGAGCAGGGUUGGUGUGGGAGUAGGCUGUGUGCGUGCGCGUGCGAAGGAGAGAGAGAGGGCUCUCAAAAGCGCUGUUGCAGAAACCACAGGCUGUGCAGAUGACCUGCAGGCUGGCAGUGGUUUUCUUUCUUGGGGUGCGGGUUCUUCUCUCCAGCCCCACCCCCCUACCCAGCAGAUGGGGUCUUCUGUUGGGGCGUGUCUGGGCCAGCUGGGUUCCCGUGUGUGACUGUGAUGGGGUUGUGUUCUUCUGGGGAGUUGUCUGGUUGUGGAACCUUUUUGAAGAAAAUACCUUUUCUGUGGUUAAUUGAACAGCCAAGCGCUCGCAUUCCCACCUGACCCGUCGGUCCGGGUGAGCUGCAGACAGGCUCCCAGGUGCGUGUGUUUGGUGUUUGCCUGUCUCGGUAGCACCUCCGUGCUGCUGCUUCAGUAUCUUUAAUUGGUUGUGUCUUAACUGGGAGCCACAGACUUGACUGGUUGUAUUUCUUUUCUGAUGAUCAUGGAGUUAAAUUCCAGCCAGUGAAUGGAGCAUCCGGCAUCACCUGUGCUUAGCUCCAUGUGUGCUUUGGGAAGCCGCUUCCUGCUGUUGCCUUUCUCUCCGACCCAGCUGUGCUUCGCUGAACUUGGUCUGUUGCAGACGGACCAUCCUCCCGUUGUUUGUGUUGAGUUAGUUGCUGGGCUCUGGCCGCUCUGUGUUUCUGUCUCUGCAGUUCAGGAAACUGAGAAAUGUGCUCAAAGUGGGAAAGUGAGUCAGGCCAGAGGGGUGGAGGGGCCCUUAGGGGGCGGGGUAAGAGGAGAGCACAGGGAGGGGGUGGGGACCGCAGUGACAUCACAGUGGGUGCUGCGUGUGUGUGUGUGUGUGUGUGUGUGUGUGUGUCCCCCACCUGUGAGUCUCCGUCCUGGAGCUCCCGCUGUCCCAACCCCUGAGCGCAGCCUUGACCCUUGGUUCUCUGAUGGACCCCAGUGUGCCGCUCUGUCCCCCACGCAGCUCCUACCACCGGGGCAGGCCUGUGCUUCAAGGUGGAAGUCAGCCAGCCUUUCUCUGGGUCCUGCUGAAACCCUUGAGCUGCUCCAGGCUUGUUUAGGUGCAGACGACAUCCCCUGCGGGCGCUGCUCUCCAAUGUGGGGCACAGGUCUGCUUGUCCCCUGAGGUCCGAGCUGCUGACAGCAGGGACUCCGUGUGUACCAGGGGGACGUGGGCCAUGGAGCACCCCAGCGUGGAGCCUGGACAGACUCUGAGGGGGGCAGGGUGCUGUGACCGCUGGGUGAGGUGGUGGGCCUCAGGAAACAACACACAGCUCCACUCCAUCUUUGGUAGGAGGCCUGUGCGCCUGCGUGCCCGUGUACGGGAUUGUUUGCUUUAUGAAGCUUUCACGUUGACGCAAACGUUUUAUCUUUAGCAUGUAAUCUCCAAACUAUAGCCAUUGGGCUGGGUGAACAUCAUCAACAGAUAUAUGUCACAGAGCAAGCACACAGAGGCGCGGGAACUCAUGUGCUCAGGGGCACUGCUGUUCUUCAGCCACGGCCAACAAAAUAGUGCCGCGGACUUGUCCAUGCUGGUCUUAGAGUCGCUGGAGAAGGCAGAAGUCGAGGUGGCCGAUGAGCUGCUGGAAAAUCUGGCCAAACUGUUCAGUUUGAUGGACCCAAAUUCUCCAGAACGAGUGGCUUUUGUGUCUCGAGCCCUGAAGUGGUCCAGUGGAGGAUCUGGGAAACUGGGCCACCCCCGGCUCCACCAGCUGCUGGCCCUCACCCUCUGGAAAGAGCAGAACUACUGUGAGUCCCGGUACCACUUCCUGCACUCUGCGGACGGCGAAGGCUGCGCCCACAUGCUGGUGGAGUACUCGACCUCCAGGGGCUUCCGCAGCGAGGUGGACAUGUUCGUGGCCCAGGCUGUGCUACAGUUUCUCUGUUUAAAAAACAAAAACAGCGCGUCGGUGGUGUUCACGACAUACACACAGAAGCACCCGUCCAUCGAGAACGGCCCUCCGUUCGUACAGCCUCUGCUCAACUUCAUCUGGUUUCUGCUGUUGGCUGUAGACGGAGGCAAACUGACCGUAUUCACGGUGUUGUGUGAGCAGUACCAGCCGUCCCUGCGGCGAGACCCGAUGUACAACGAGUACCUCGACAGGAUAGGACAGCUCUUCUUCGGCGUGCCGCCCAAGCAGACUUCUUCCUACGGGGGCUUGCUAGACUGCCUUCCACAGCGGCAGCCCCGUUUCCCAUCCCGCCAGCCGUGCACAGGGUUCCAGUUUCUCCGUGUCCUCGCCCGCGUUUGCUGUUGUCUGUGCCUCAGUAGUGGGUGUGAGGGUCUCACCGUGGCUCUGAUUCACAUCGCCCUGACGAUUGUUCGUUGCUGGCGUAAAGAAACGCAACUGAUUGUCGUGUGCUGACUUUGUAUCCCAUCACUUUGCUGAAUUCGCUUACUCUGACAGCUCUUUUGUGGAGUCUGUAGGGUUUUCUGCAUACAACACCAUGUCGUACGCAAACAGAUCAUUUUGCUCCCUCCUCUCCACUGUAGAUGCCUCUUCCCUCGUCCUCGUGCCUGGUUGCUACGGCUGGAGCUGCCAAUACCGUGCGGACUGGAGGUGGUGAGGGCAGGCACCCUCCCCCUGCUCCUCCUCCUCCUCGAGAGGAGUUGGCAGUCUUCCACCACCGAGGAUUACGGUUGCCGUGGGGUUUUCAGAGACGGCGGGUACUGUGGGGGGGCAGUCCCUCCUGUUCCUGGCCUGUUGAGUGCUUUCACGAGAGCGUCGCGUUUGGUCAAGUGCUGUUCCUGCAGGAGUUGAGAUAGACGAUCGUGUGGGCUUCGCCUCGUUCUGCUGACGACUGGCGGGUUCUCACGGGGAGCCCUCUGUGCUUUCCACGAAUAAAGCGCUUGUUGUGGUGCGUCGUCCUUAA